CGAACAAUCACAAAAUCAAACAAUGGCCGACCUCGAGCGCGCAGCCCCCUCGACAACAGCCUAUGUUGUCGCCACGGCCAUCAUCGCCGGCAUCACGGGCUACUUCAUCGGCCAGGGCUCCUCGCUCGGCCUCUUCUCCAACAAAGAGAAAGAAGGGUGGCCGAACAGCUACAAUGUGAAGGUGCACCGCGACUCGUCCGACGAGGAGUUUGAGGAUGAAGAGGCAGAAGAGGAGGAGGACAGCGAGGACGAGGGCGAUGGGUCCGAGCUGGCGAGUUUCGACAACACCGCCGAGGAAGUCAAGUUGGUGCUGGUUGUGAGGACGGAUUUGGGAAUGACCAAGGGCAAAAUCGCCGCCCAAUGCUCCCACGCCACCCUGGCGUGCUACAAGUACCUCACAACGUACACGCCCAACUCGUCGUUGCUCCGUCGCUGGGAGUCACAGGGCCAGGCCAAGAUCGCGCUGCAGGUCAAGUCCGAGGAGGAGAUGGAGACGCUGUAUGCGCAGGCCAUCAGUCUGGGCCUCUGCGCGCGCGUGAUCACGGAUGCCGGGCGGACGCAGAUCGCCAGUGGGAGCCGGACGGUGUUGGGGGUCCUGGGACCCAAGAGCGUUGUGGAUGGGGUGACGGGUCAUCUGAAGCUGUUGUGAUAGAAGAAGACAUCUUCUUGUUGGUGAGGAUUCGUCGUCCUUUACGGGGUCUGGUGGGAGGAUUUAUGAGAAGAGCCAUGGAACAAAAACUACUACAGAGGAGUAUCUAGGUAACCUUGCGGGCGUGAUAUGAUGGCUGGACAGCGUUGCAGGGAGCUGCUUAUGUUUGGCCUGGCCUCAAGUCGUGAGCAUUGUUGUUGUGAGGUUGAGGAACAGUAUGGGCGCGUAGUAGCAUCUCUUGUUGCGAAAAACGGUCUUGCGCUUCUGAGCCGACAGAAUGUGGCCGCAAGAUCUACCUGCACAGUCCGCAGCACACUUGCAAGAUAGCGCAUAGCGCAUAAAUCCCAUAUAGACAAGACAGGGCUGGUAAGCCGCUGUCAGGAACAUGAUCAUUUACAGAUAGACUACGAUUGCGCCGAGUUCACAUAAGAAAUCCUAUGGCAUAAUC
Messenger RNA from Aspergillus aculeatus ATCC 16872, 1097 nucleotides. RefSeq names its product aminoacyl-tRNA hydrolase PTH2. The record is from RefSeq and is a predicted model, not a curated record. Lineage: Eukaryota; Fungi; Ascomycota; Eurotiomycetes; Eurotiales; Aspergillaceae. Bases 23 to 649 code for a protein of 208 amino acids. The transcript is spliced from 2 exons. Gene Ontology annotation, molecular function: peptidyl-tRNA hydrolase activity. Gene Ontology annotation, cellular component: mitochondrion; cytosol.